Molecule: messenger RNA, 1612 nt
Organism: Mytilinidion resinicola
Lineage: Eukaryota; Fungi; Ascomycota; Dothideomycetes; Mytilinidiales; Mytilinidiaceae
Product: putative O-methyltransferase
Exons: 3
Coding region: 167-1471 (434 amino acids)
Molecular function (GO): O-methyltransferase activity
Source: RefSeq, a predicted model, not a curated record
AGGUGGGGCUACUUUUUGGUACCCUUUGUCCCCUUACUGCUAUAAAGAGCUCUAGGACGUCGACAACUCUAGAUCCGUAAUUGCUAACUGGGCUCUACCACUUCAACUACCUAGGAAGUACAACUACGUCUUUUGACUUUCGAUAAUUUGUUCCGAUACUGUCACAAUGUAUAAUCUCAAUGAGAACUUUACCGAGCUGGCGGCUCAGAUUGCUUCUAGCACAGCCAUCAUAACCGAAUAUCUCAAGAAAAACGGUCUCCCCGAGCCUGAUUUCACCGUCAAUUCUGCAGGGGGGCUGCCGCCAGUGCCAGAAGUACAGGAAGCGCGUAUGAACUUGAUCGAUGCUACCUCAAAACUUCGCCAUCUCGCUCUCGGCUCGGACGAGCUCCUACGGACAGAAUCUUUGCUCAUGCACCACGACCAAUCAGUCAUAGACAUCCUCAACCAAUUCGAUGUCUGGACUGCGGUCCCACACCAUGGCACCGCAUCAGUCGCUUCUAUCGCAUCGAAAACGGGAAUACCCGAAGAAAAGCUACGUCGCAUAUUUAAGCAUGCGUUCUCGAUGGGACUCUUUGCUGAGACCUCACCGGGAUCAUGGGAGAUCGUGCACACAGGAAGCUCGUCGUAUUAUUAUAGGAACCCUUUGAUUAAAGCCUGGAUCGGCCAUAACCUCGAGGAGGUGGCACCAGCGUGCACCCGCCUACCCGAUGCACUACGCAAGUACACUGACAGCCAAGAGCCGGCGCACUGUGCUGCUGGUGUUGCUUUCUUCCCCGACUCUCCGCCAGAUGCGACGCUCUUCAGCUGGUUCGAUAUUGAACGCGAGGGAGAAGAGAAGGGCUGGCGGGUUCGACGCUUCGGUGAUGCAAUGGCGAGCUUGGCUGAGACUGGGAGUGCGAGAAUCGAACACGUUAACGCUGGAUUCGACUGGGAUAGUCUCGGGGAGGCAACUGUUGUUGAUAUCGGCGGCUCUCUCGGUCAUGCUUCUAUCGAGCUGGCGUCCAAACACCCCAAGCUCAAGUGUAUCAUCCAAGACUUCGCAGAGCUCGAGCCGCAGUCCGCCGCUCUCGUCCCCACGGAACUCAAAUCGCGCGUCACUUUCCAGGCCCACAACUUCUUCGAGCCGCAACCCGUCGUUGCGGAAGUGUACUUCUUGAAACAUGUCUGCCACGACUGGUCUGACAAAUACGUUGUCAAGAUACUGAAGCAGAUCGUCCCUGUCAUGAAGACGGGCUCGCGCGUCAUCCUUAUGGAGUUUAUUGUGCCGGCGCGUGGUGCGGUGCCGGAUUCGGUGGGGCGGUUCAUCUCCGCGAUAGACCUGCAGAUGAUGACACUGUGUAAUUCCAAGGAGAGGACGCCGGAGGACUGGACCAAGGUCGUUAAGGAGACGGAUGAGAGGUUUGACAUCAAGGCGUUUGUGCAGCCGCCUGGGAGCGCGGCCGGAUUGAUCGAGAUUGUUUGGAAAGGCUAGGAAGCUGAUAUAGGUGGUUGUUUGCUGAGAGGGCGACAGUUUUACGAGGAUGAAUGAAUGAAGCAUUUUCGCAAAUUGCCAUAAAGUCAAUGCCAACGUGUCUCUGCGAGUCCUUGGAAGUCAAAUACUUGUGCUUAUCAU